Messenger RNA from Daldinia vernicosa, 1702 nucleotides. RefSeq names its product dioxygenase. Gene Ontology annotation, biological process: catechol-containing compound metabolic process. The coding region runs from base 467 to 1453 and encodes 328 amino acids. Gene Ontology annotation, molecular function: ferric iron binding; catechol 1,2-dioxygenase activity. The record is from RefSeq and is a predicted model, not a curated record. The transcript has 3 exons. NCBI's taxonomy places the organism in Eukaryota, Fungi, Ascomycota, Sordariomycetes, Xylariales, Hypoxylaceae.
CCACGUUUAGGUGACGAUAAUCCCUAGUUUCCACAGGGUACUUCUUAUUAUCGGCAUGUACAGGCAGGUUGAAUUAUAUCUCGUUCGUCGCCGUGUAACGCUACCAUCGGUCUAAUGUAGGUAAGCGUCACGGUUGGCGAGUUGGCGAGUUUCAAUGGAUGUAUAUCUCCAACAUGCGGUCCUCCGGGCCCUCGCGUCAAUGACUAGGUAGUAUCAUGUCGUCUGUUAUUCAGGGUCAAACUUCUCCCACCAGUGUGCUUCCCCAUACAUUAGGGUCCCGACCAUCAACUGCCGGACAUGGCACAUAGAAGGCACAAGGGGUGACAGAGAAUUACAUAAGGUCUGAGCGACCGCGACCUAUUUGAGUUCUCUCGAUCUUGAAUUAUAUCGGUUCAUUACUUUCCUAGCUAUCUCUUGCUCUAUUGAUAUCUGUUGCUGUUUAGUUUGUCUCUCUAUAGUUGUUAUAAUGGCUGCCCCCAAAACUACACCAAAGCUUCUAGACUUGACGAUUGACAACAUCACGCCGAAUACGAUUCGGAUUAACUCGCAAUGUCAAAAUCCGCGCCUACGAUAUUUGAUGUCGCGGCUGGUGACGCAUCUGCACGACUUCGCUCGAGAGACGCGGCUUAGUACAGACGAGUGGAUGGAAGCGCUGAACUUCCUCGUGGGCUGUGGACAAAUUAGUAGCGAUGUGCGCCAUGAAUUCAUCCUGCUCUCAGAUAUUCUGGGCCUCUCCUUAUUAGUCGACAGUAUCAACCACCCAAAGCCGCCGUCGUCGACCGAGGGCUCGGUUCUAGGGCCCUUUCACACGCACGACGCGCCGACGCUGCCCAAUGGGUCAAACAUGGCGUCGGACCCCGAGGGAGAACCGCUACUGUGUAUCUGCACCGUAAAAGACACAGCAGGAAGACCGGUGGCAGACGUCAAGAUUGAUAUCUGGGAAACAGACAGCAGCGGCCACUAUGACGUGCAGCACUCCAAUCGCGGGGAGCCUAGCGAACGAUGCGUUAUGGUGAGCGACAGCGAGGGUCGCUUCUGGUUUAAGGGAAUCAAGCCCGUGAGCUACCCCAUCCCGCACGAUGGCCCCGUGGGGAAACUUCUGGAGAGACUAGGUAGACAUUGCUGGAGGCCCGCGCAUUUACAUUUCAUGUUCGAAAAGGAGGGAUGGGAUCAUUUGAUUACGGCCCUCUAUGCGCGCGGUGACCCAUACGAGACAUCAGACGCGGUAUUCGGCGUGAAGCAAAGCCUAAUAGUAGACUUCGAGAAGGCCGACGCAGCAACAGCGAAAGAAUACGACUUCAAGGAAGGGGGUUUAUUGUUAAAACAUGACUUUGUAUUAACGACAAAAGAGGAGACAGAAAGACUGAGGGAUGAGAACGCGGUGAAGGCCCUCGCGCAGCUUGGAUUGCAGCUAAAGCUUGUCGAUCAUCUACCCGUACCUGAAUUAGACUAGAUAUAUCAGGUAGCUGGAUAGUGCCGUAUUGGCGUGUUUAGAAUAUUUGAUCCCUAUAAGACGAUUCCUAGCCUAUUGCUUUGUCCUUUUCUCUUAACACCAAAAUCCUAUCUAGAACCAGGUAGUAGUCAGGAUAAUUGGUGCCUAGCUAUGAUUAUAUCAAGAUCAAUAUCAUCACCCCACUGCAUUAUUCCCUAACCGGUAUUCUUUGAUAUAGACUGGCUUCCUCCACGGUAGGUACUGCUUAUA